This is a messenger RNA of Trichobilharzia regenti, 5241 nucleotides long. The record is from the annotation of a GenBank genome assembly. Lineage: Eukaryota; Metazoa; Platyhelminthes; Trematoda; Strigeidida; Schistosomatidae.
AAUUUGUGUUCAACUUCUCUGCAUAUCCAUCUCUCUAUCUCUCUGUCUUCAAUGUUCACUGAAGCACCGUCUAGACUUGGAUUCCUGUUCCGUUCUAGUUUUCAUCAAAAAGAAGGAGUACAAAAAAAAUGGACGACGACAAUAACAUCAUCUGAAGUAAAUCAAAAAGAAAAAGAAAGGUGUACAAUUUGGUGUAAAGGAAGUACUACUAAUAGAAAUAGUAGUACAACACCUCUCAUUUUCUUUCUACAUCUUCAAAUUACCUCAAAGAUCCGGAUUUCCAAUAGAAUACAACUAAUUAACUAACUAACUAACUAACUAACUGACUACAUGAAUACACACAACUGUGAUUCGUUCCGCCCGAUUUGAUUAGUUAGUUACUACACUGUAACGAUCUACAUCCGGUCACCAAAAUUGAAAUAAACAAGAUUACAUCUGAUUACUACUAUUCAUACAACCACUAUGACCACUACGACUACUAUUUCCGUGUGCGUGUGUGCUUGUGGGUGCGUGUUUGAAUUUAUCACUCCGGAUAUAUUGUACACCAUAACAACAAGUUGACAACACAUAUACAGUAGUUGUAGUAAUAGAUGCGUAGAAUGUGAUUAUGUUCACUUUGAUUGCUUUUAGGAUAUUACUACAUAUAAUAAAUUGUAUUUGUUAAUAUAUCUAUAUACAUAUACAUAUGCACACAAUUAUAACAGUUCCUUGACGAUUUCCGCUUCAACGCGCCUGCCAUUACAAUCUAAUCUUUUUCCCUUCUUUCUUUUUUGCCAGCUUUCUCCUUCCUCCUUGAAACAACAACGGUGCCUACACUGUGAUAUAGAAGAGGUAGAAUAAUAAUAAUUUUUAAACAACUUUAACAAUAAGUGGAGUAUUAUCAUUCAUCACGUGGCGAAAUCGGAAAUAACUUUCAAAAAAAACUCUACGAAAUGAACAUUUCAGACGCACAAUUAUUCUAUACAAGACAAUCUACAAACUGGCCUAUGAUGUUUCCUUUCAAUAGUGGUACAACAGAUCUAUAUGAAAAGCCUCGUUCUGUAGGCAGUAAUAGUCUGCACAGUCAUCAACUUCAAUCUUCUUCUUCACCACCGCCGGCGCCAAUUCCUUCUAUUUCUCAUCCUCUACCUCCUCCGCCUCCACAUCAUCAACAUCAACAUUCACAAGAACCUCAACAGCAACAACAACAACAACAACUUCAGUCAUUGCAACCAGACACAAAUGCAUUACAUGAAUUUAUGAAUUAUGGAUUACUCCCGUUUUCAUCGAAUCAUGUUAGUCAGUAUAAUACUACUAACAACAACAACAAUAACAGCAGUAAUAGUAGUAUAAACAUUAGUAAUCAGAUAGAUGGAUUCUAUAUACCUUCAUGUAUUGCUGCAGCGCAGAGUGAAACACAUUCAACUCUGACAUCUGAUUCACAUUUACCAUUAACUACAGAGGCUUCAAAUAGCAUGUUUCAUGGUAUUUUACCGAAUUCGACUACUGAACGACUGACAGACAUCAGUCCUUCCUAUAAAGAUAUGCUUUUGUCACAUCAUAUGAACAAUAAUACUUCGACUAACAACAAUAAUCCUAAUAUCGGUAACAGUAAUAAUAAUAAUAAUAAUAGUGUUAACGGAUCAGACCUAUCGAAGUCAUUCCAACACUUAGAUCCAUGGACUUGGAUGAAUAUGAAUCAUUCAAUGAAUUAUCCAGUAACACUUUCGAAAUCGAUAUCUUCAUCGACAGAUCUGUCGUCAUCAUCAUCUCCUUUAACAUCGAUAUCUUCAUUGUCUUCGUUGGAUAAUCCUGGAGUAAUAACAACCUCAGAGUUAGGUAAUAAGUCUCAACGUCUUUCAGUGAUUACUAAUACUAAUAGUACUACUGCAAUGACAGCAGGGGUGAAAACUACAUCGAAAUGUGAUGAAAUCUCAUCAAUGUCUUCGCUUAUGGGUAUGUCCUCGCCAAAAAAGUAUUCGAAAGGCUUCUUAUCUUUACAUAGGAGUCAACAACAACAACAACACCAGCAGCAACAACAACAACUACUACUACAACAGCCGCAAAAAUUUGAAGAUUUUCUACCCACUGGUCUAUUCAAUGAGCAUCAAGCCUAUAAAAUGUCUCAGAAUGAAUGUAUAAAUAAACAUAACAGUACUACUAUUACUACUAAUAAUAAUAAUAAUCACCAUGGUGAAGAAACUACCCAAGAAUCCCAGGGAAAUUUGAUUCAUAAUAAUAGUAUUUCAUCAGGUUUCCGUCUACCACCUAUUAAUCUGACCAAUACAAAUGUCUACUCAUCACAGACAAUGAAAUCCAAUGAUGACAUUAAAACAUCAGCUUCCUCGGGAGUAUACGAUCGAGUGACUGGAGGCUAUAGAAGUGAAAAUCGAAGUAAUCACGGGAACAGUAGAUCAUCAUCACAUCGAUCAAAUAGAGUAUACACUUCAAAUAAUGAUUAUGAUCAAAUUUAUAAAUCACGUUUAUCGAAUAAUCAACAACAUCAACAAAUGAGUGAUACUAAAGAAUUGCACUCUUUAACGAAACGAAAACGUUCUUCCUUGAACAAUAAUAAUAAUAAUAACAGCGCCAAUAACAAUGUUAACAAUAAUGGUGGUAAUAGCAUUACUAGUAUACACGAUAAUACUAAUAAUAAUAAGAGUAUAACUGGUCCUAAUUCUAAUUCCACCUUUCCACUAUCAAGCCAUCAAACCUCACCGAAUACAAUUUCUCAAAAAGGUGAUAUUUUCAAAAAUAACUUUGAAUUAAGUAGUAUUUUUACACCGUAUGGAAAUACUACAUCGAAUAGUUUGGAUAUCACGCAUCAUUUAGGUAAAUCCCAUUUCACUGAACUCCUUCAGCAUAAUGAGAAUGAUCAUCUGUCAAAGGGGAGCAAUAUGAGGUUAACAAAUAACAAUAGUCAUAUGAAUACGAAUAAUGAUAGUGAAUUAAUUGCAAAAUAUGGGCCAAAAUUUAUAAAAACACCAGUGGACAAUGAAAUCAGUCUUCCUGUACACAUGAAUGAUUAUGAUUAUACAAAUUUGUCGUUUUAUACAAAACACGCAAAUUCUUCACUUCCUACAAAUCAAUGGAGACCACAGUGCUCUGGACAAAUACAACUGUGGCAGUUUCUACUGGAGUUAUUAUCAGAUUCGAAAAAUUUAGCCUGUAUUACAUGGGAAGGUACUAAUGGUGAAUUUAAACUAGUCGAUCCAGAUGAAGUGGCUAGACGUUGGGGUGAACGUAAAUCAAAACCAAAUAUGAAUUAUGAUAAACUUAGUCGUGCACUACGUUAUUAUUAUGAUAAAAAUAUUAUGAGUAAGAUAAAUGGAAAACGUUACGCUUACAAAUUUGAUUUUACCGGCCUAGCACAAGCUAUGCAACCGCCAACAUGCGGAAAUUCCUCCGGCUCUGAAACAAUGAAUGCGAAUUCACAAAUGUUAUCGUCAUUAUUGCUACCAAGUGUUUGUCACGGUCUGGGUAUCAUGAAUUCACCAUCACAGGCUAAUUUAAAUUAUCCAUUAACUUCAAAUGCUGGAACACACUACUCUAAUCUAUUAAUGUCUACACAACUGUCUCAAACCUCACCUCAUCUGGACAUUACUACAAACAGUGCCAGUAGUAAUAAUAAUAAUAUUAGUGGCAAUAAUAAUACAGGAGCUAAUAACAUAAGCAAUAGUAAUAAUAGUGGUACUAGUACUAAUAGUGAAAGAAAUGAUUUCGGUUCAUCCUUCAAUACUCGUUCAUUAAUCAAUAAUGCAAUCAAUCCUGCCCCAUCAGAUUUAUUCCCCUAUCCAACAAAUCCAUCAAGCUACUUUAAUACGCCUUAUUCGUGUUCAUCACCACCGUAUAAUCCAAGAUUAGGCACUGGUCCAAUUGAUUUCCGAUCAAGUCAUCACCAUCAUGAACAACAACAACAACAACAACAACAGCAGCACAGUGUUACAACCGCCUCUAAUGCCAGUGGGGCUAAUAAUAAUAACAGCAGUAGCCUCAGGUCAGACUAUUCUCUCGAUUCCUUCGACUAUGGUAAUUUCGUGUCGAAUAAACCGACUGGAAUGCCAUAUUCCUUCUCAAAUGGCCUAUACACACAAGAAGUACUGCAUUCAGCGAGAAUGGCUGCUGCGGCAGCGUGUUGUUUAAUCUCACCAGUCAAUCAUAAUACAAGCACAAGUCAUAGUGUACCAUCGGCUUUGAACAGUAACUGUCUACCUGAUGGAGAGAGUGACACCAUUGCGGUUGGUAGUGUCGGUCGCCAUGGUGAUGAUGAGAGUAUAAACAAUAGACUUAAUAUGACGAUGACUACAAUGAUGAAUACAGACAAUUUGCUAACAGGAAAUCGAUAUUCACAUAACGAUUUCAAUUCACCGUCAAAUCUCCACCGAUCUUCACAACAGCAUCAAGAACAGGAUACACAUCAUCAUCACCACCAUCACCAACACAAUCAACACCAAGACCAACAUUCAUUACAAUUUGAUCAAGAAAAAUUAACUCAUUUAUCUACUACAUUCAAUGAUAUACAACAUAAAGCAUUGCUGAGAAAAAGUUUAAAUUUAUCACAGGAACAACAAUUUCCUAUGACUGAUGAGUACACAUCAGAUGAGGUAAUAAGAAAACACAAGUUGAACAAUGAAAGCAUUCAUCAUAAUAGUAGUCCUAGCAAUAGUUUAAGUGUAUCGAGUGUGUUUACAGCGGUUACCACAAAUAUGAAUCAAACUUCGCAUAACAAUAGUGAUAAUAAUGAGGCUAAUAGAUCCAUAUUAACAAAUCCAGUUAAUUCAAGCCUAACAACUUCUUCGCCAUCUUCUUCAUCGCCAUCAUCUUCAUCAUUUGCAUCGAUUGAUCAUAAUAAUAAUAUUAAUUUAAAUUCAAAUUACGCCAGUAGAUCAAUCAAUUCUUUGAUGGAUACAUCGAAUCUAAUGAUUGGAUCAUGCUUUCCGAUGAUGAAUCAAACAUCAACAACAAUCAAUGGUCAUCAAACGAAUUCAUGGUUUCCACCGUCAACAUCAACAUCAGCAGGCAUAACAACGACGACGCCGUCAAGGAAGAAAGAGGAAGGAGAGGCGGAUGAACAGUCAGUCACUCCAGACUAUUAAUUAUUCAGAGUUAAACGAUGAAUAGACGUACUAAUAAAUUUUUGAAGUAUUACCACUUGUUUCUCUUUUAUUCAGGAAAAAGAAACAAAGUUUCGUAUUUUGGAGACAAGAUGACACUUUUCUUCCCCAACUUAUUUCAUAUUUGCCUAUUAAAGAUAAUUAUCCC